AUGCCCUCCUCCAGGGGAUCUUCCCAACCCAGGGACUGGACCUAUGUCUCCUGUGUCUCCUGCAUUGCAGGCAGAUUGUUUACCGCUGAGCUAUUCAGGGAAUACACCUGUCCUGUAGCAACACCACCAAGCUCCUCUCUGAUUGUGCCACCAGGGGGCACUCUUCUCAUGUUGGACUUGCCAGGGGCAUUGCUGUCCAGAUGUGUUGAAGGGUUUCUGCGUCCUGCCUUUAUGUUUUCUGGGGACACCCAGGAUGCCAGCAACCACUUUCCUGUCUCACUGGUGCUGUCUCCUCACCGUCGUCGCCCUUUCACCAAUGGUACCCAAGCUUGGUGGCCCCUAGGGACGUGGGCGCUGACUUGCUGCUAUUAA
Molecule: messenger RNA, 372 nt
Organism: Rangifer tarandus platyrhynchus (Svalbard reindeer)
Lineage: Eukaryota; Metazoa; Chordata; Mammalia; Artiodactyla; Cervidae
Source: the annotation of a GenBank genome assembly